GUCGCACGUCCAUCGCGCACCUCGCCGGCCCCCCGCGAACUCGUCCACCCAGCCUCGCGCCGCGCGAUGCCGACGCGAGUCCUGUCCCGACAGGCAGCGAGCGCGCAGUGACUCGAGCGCGGACCACGUGACCGCGAGUGCCGGUGCCACCUGCGAGUGACGGUGACCUUGGCGCUCCGUGGCGCCUCUUCGGCUGCGCCCGCCCCGGCAGGUAGAGGAGGACGUCGCCGCCCGUCGCAGCCCGUCGCAACUCGUCGCAGCCCGGAGGAUGGGACCGGUGCGCGCGCGCUAGCCGCGCAGCGUCUCCUGGAAAGGAAUAGUCGAGGAGCACCGAUCGCGAUCACCGCCGGAGUGCCGGCGAAAUAUGUGCACGCGCCGCCCCUGCCCGCGCGCAUCCAUUGUGGCCCCACGUGGCGCAAAGCCGCCUGUUUUUGCCCAUCCGAUUAAUACCAGGGUGGGACGGUUCAGAGCAGAAUGACGAUGGAUGUGAGCAAGUCGGAGAGCAGCAAACACGGCUCGACGCAACAGGAGUGCGCGGGAUGCGGAAAGACGAUCACGGAAAGGUACCUUCUGAAGGCGUUGGACGUUUUCUGGCACGAGGACUGUCUCAAGUGCGGCUGCUGCGACUGUCGACUGGGCGAGGUGGGCUCCACCCUGUACACCAAGGCGAACCUGAUCCUCUGCAAGAGGGACUACCUCAGGCUCUUCGGCAACACCGGAUUCUGCGCGGCUUGCAGCAAGACCAUCCCGGCCUUCGAGAUGGUGAUGCGCGCCAGGACGAACGUCUACCAUUUGGAGUGCUUCGCCUGUCAGCAGUGCAGCCAGCGGUUUUGCGUCGGCGACCGGUUCUACCUGUGCGAGAACAAGAUCCUGUGCGAGUACGACUACGGCGAGCGACAAGUGUUCGCGAACAUGGCGCUGCACCCGCCCGCGUCUCUGGCCCACAUCAAGAGGCAGCUGUCGCCUACGCCCACGCCCCCGGGACAGAACGUUCAUCCCCUGCAGCAGCACCCUCACCAGCCGCAGACUCUGGGCCAGCACCCCCACGUGACGAACGGCCAGAUGCCUGGGGGCCCGCCGACGAUGAACGGCUCCAUCGGAGCGGGGCCCCGGGGCCCGGGGGACAUGAACAACAACGGUCUCUCGGGUCCCGGCUUGGCCUCCGUGAAACCUCCUCCGAUGUCCAUGCCGGCGCCGACCAGCUGAGACGAGGCCCUUCCGCCCCUGAAAAAGCUCAGAUGUCUCGACGGAUACUAGGGGUCUCCACCGGGAGCGUCGACGACCUCGAAGGGCUCCCGAGCGACGACGGCACGAGGGAACCGUGACUGUGAUCGGGUCGAAGCUGCGGAUUUUCACCGUUUCUUCUUACCCCCGUCCCUCUCGCGCUUCCUUUCCUCCCCGAAGGCGACUCGCUCGAUCGGAGCGGGGUCGAUGCGAGAAUCAGCGGCUCGGUCUUGCCGAUCGGGACCCACAGGUCCGCGGAGACGAGUGGAAGCGCGCCGGGGGAUCCGAUCCUCUUCGGAGAGGCCGCGCACCUCCCGGGGAUCGCGCGUCGAGGAUUCUUGUAAUAUAUUUCCUGCAGGCCCGGAGAGGAAGCGAGGCGCGGAAGGUAAGAAGGAGUCGAGAACGAUCUGUAAAUAUCCGAGCUGGAUCGUACGUGUAGGGGGGUAUUUCCGUUUCGGCCGAACAUACGGGCGCUCGCCGUCUCCGGGGCGAAGGACUCGGCGACGAGAUCCGUGGAAACGGGCCGUCCCGAGGUUUGCCGACAUUCGGAUCCAAAGAUCGGGUCGCGACGUGGGCCGUCGAAGCGAUUUUCGUCCGUUCUUAUUCGCUGCUCGCAUCGAUCUUCGCGGUAAACGGUCUCCUUUUCGCUCGGGCCAGCUUGGAUCGAGCGGUCCCUCGGCGGGCAGUCGCCCUUUCCCGGGAAUCCCUUGUACAGGAUUUCGCGUGGCACUUCUCGGUUCCGUACUUUUGCGUCCGGGAAGCCGCGGAUCACCGAAAUCGAGUCGCUUCGAAAAGACUUUAUCGCUACGUUUCCUUUUCUUUUGCGCGACCGACCUCACCCUCCUCCGGCGGUCGGAACCCGAAACGGAGGACGGAGGAAAGGAACCGGGGUAAAUUGGGUUUUCAUACAGCUAAUACCAAAGAUUUUAACGUAAGAUAGAACGCCCCUCGCUGACGCGUUUCGGCCGUUUCCCAAGACUUUCCGUUGCCUCGUCGAGGCUGCGAACCUCGAUCUCGGCCGACGAAGAAUCGGCGAGUCCGACCUCGCGCGGGCCCUGUCGCGGUCGGCCGGGCGUUUCGGCUCCCUUGGUCGCGCGGGGUGGAAACGCAUCUCGUCACGCGAGCCGAAACGGUCGGAGAGACCGAGUCCGCGCGCGUUUCGAUGGCGGAGGAAUCGCUCGUUAUCCGUAUUUACCUUGUAAUCAAGGGAGCGACGUCCGACCCGAAAAUGCUUCUUGCGACGAGGGGCUUAGUCAUAGCUUUACGAAGGAACCAAAAGCAAGGAAAAGAAGUCUAAUCGUGGCCAAAGAGCACGCGCGACCGUGGACGCGUCGAAAAGGGCGCAGAGAGGAGAGGAAGCGGAAGGAUCCGACGCGGCGAGGGCAGCGCUUCCCUUUGUCUCGUCUUUCUUCGACCUUCCGACGACGCAAACCAUUGUAAAUUACGCCGCUGUAUGAUUAAGUACAAAGCUUAUAUUGUAUAAAAGGUAUUAUUAUUGUUGUCCUUUGGUAUUGUAUAAGAUACUUUUUGUUAUUCAUCUGUACAUACCGUCAUUAUUAGCAUAGUAUUAAUAUAUAAAUAUAUAUAUAUAUACAUAUUAUAUAUACAUUGCGAUCGAUAGGGCUCCAUUACUACCGAAGAA
This is a messenger RNA of Orussus abietinus, 2866 nucleotides long. RefSeq names its product LIM domain only protein 3. Gene Ontology annotation, molecular function: transcription coactivator activity; DNA-binding transcription factor binding. Gene Ontology annotation, biological process: positive regulation of transcription by RNA polymerase II. The transcript has 6 exons. NCBI's taxonomy places the organism in Eukaryota, Metazoa, Arthropoda, Insecta, Hymenoptera, Orussidae. The record is from RefSeq and is a predicted model, not a curated record. Gene Ontology annotation, cellular component: nucleus. Bases 475 to 1206 code for a protein of 243 amino acids.